AGUGUGGCCACUAGUUGACGGUGUAGCAACAUUGCCGACAAGCUAAACCGUAGAAGAAGACUAAAGGCUAAUACUGUACACUUACUGCGACAUUUUGCUAAUGUGAGGCAGAAAAUAUAUUAAAAAUGGACAAAAAGAAGAAACCGUUUGACGUGACAGCCUCUUCGCUGGUGGACCUGAAAGCUGAACUGUACAGAAAGCAGGAGCAAUUCAAGCAGGAGAGACUUGGACAAGAACACAGUAGCGCUGGAUAUAAAGCACCGAAAGUGAAGAAACCUAACGUUUGGAACAAGCAAAACUCUGGUGUUUCUGCUAGAGCUGACAAAGAUGCAGAGCAACUGGCUGAGGAGCAGCAAAGCAUUGACAAUGCAAGGAGCAAGCUGGAGGAGAAAGCCAAACUCUACGAGCAGAUGACGAAAGGAGACUUUCCAGAUGAAGAAACCGAGGGUUUGUACCUGGUGGAUUUUGCUCAGAAGAUUAUUGACAAAAGAAGAGAAGGACGUGCAGAAAGUGAGGACGAAGAAACGAGAAGAUUGUCUCCUAUUCCCCCUCCUCAGAACCCAGAUGAGGAAUGGGUGGACUUUGUGGACGCUUUGGGACGAUCUCGACGAUGUAUGAAGAAGGACUUGCCAGAUUUUAAAAAACUAGACCAAGACCUUCAUGGAAAUGGAAGAGUGCCCACUGACAAGACCUUACUGUCAGAGGACAUGCGCCGAGACCUCCAGAGGCAGGAGUGGGAGCGAGAAGAAGAGGAGGCCAUGAAGAAGCCCGUUGGACCCAUUCACUACGAGGACAUCAGGGCCCAAGAGGCUCGGGACCUGGGUGUUGGCUACUUUGCCUUCGCUCAGGACGAGGAGAAUCGAGCAAAGCAGAGGAAGACCUUAGACAUGCUGAGGGAUCAGACAACCGACCAGCGCAGCAAGCGGGAACGAUUGAAAGAGAAGAAGAAGGCCAUCCUGCAAGCCAGACUGGCCAAAAUAAAGCAGAGGAAGAUUAAGGCAAAGGGCGGUGUUGUUUCAGAAGAAGAACCGGUCGAGGAAGAGAAGGAAGAAGAGGAGGAUGAGAUGGCACCCUCGCCUCCACCACCAGAGGUCAGCAUACUGAAGAAGGUGGAAGUGGAGAUUCAGGAAAGGAGGGACACCAAACCUGGAGUCCCUUAUGUCCGAGAAUGGGACAGAGGCAAAGAAUCCAUGUUCAGCCAGUGGAAAGGCCGGCGUCAGGAGGAGCGAGACUCCGAGUUUGCGCCUCCCUCCGCAUACUUUUCCGAGGAGUGGCGUCCAAGACCUGCAAAGACACGCAUCCCAGAAAAGAAGAUUCCUAAAAUGUCAUUUAGGGGGACACAAGUCUCGGAUGAGACCACUGAGAAAAAGGACGAUCCGCAGCCUGCUGCUAAAGUUGAUCCCCCUCAUCCUCCUCCUACACAAAACCCCCCAGUCCAACCACAGCCUCCGCCCCCAUGUCGCCCUCCCGCUCCUCCCCCUGCCAACCGCCACUAUCCCCCUCCUCCUAUGUAUCCACAUUUUGCUCCUCCCCAAUUUGUAUGUCCACCUUUCCCAUUUCCCCACUUACGGCCUCCCUGCCAAAACCAGUACCCUCCACAGUGUCCACCCCCUAUGCCGCGUCCCUUCCAGUUCCAGCCGCCCCCGCGACCCACGGACCCCAUCCCACCUCAGCCGUCCCCGCGAGCCACGGACCCUGUCCCACCUCAGCCGUCCCCGCGAGCCACGGACCCUGUCCCACCUCAGCCGUCCCCGCGACCCACGGACCCCGUCCUACCUCAGCCGCCCCUGCAACCCACAGAGGUUCCACAGGCUCAGCAGCCCCCUCAAGGCUCCUCCCAAAGUCUGGCCGACAUGUUGUCCUUCUACAGGAACGCCACCUGACAAAGUGUGUGGAGAAAGUCAAGAAGGUAAUCUCUUUUAUAUGAAAUUCACACAUGUGAGUAACAACAUCAAGUGAGAUGUUGUCAAACAUCCCACCUCACUCAUUUAGUAUUUAAUAAAUGGAAGCAAAUAUUCUGACUUG
Molecule: messenger RNA, 2025 nt
Organism: Nerophis lumbriciformis (worm pipefish)
Lineage: Eukaryota; Metazoa; Chordata; Actinopteri; Syngnathiformes; Syngnathidae
Gene: ccdc174
Product: coiled-coil domain containing 174
Cellular component (GO): nucleus
Source: RefSeq, a predicted model, not a curated record